Alternaria arborescens is the source of this 1731-nucleotide messenger RNA. RefSeq lists its product as hypothetical. Gene Ontology annotation, biological process: adenosine catabolic process; inosine biosynthetic process. Gene Ontology annotation, molecular function: adenosine deaminase activity. The transcript has 3 exons. NCBI's taxonomy places the organism in Eukaryota, Fungi, Ascomycota, Dothideomycetes, Pleosporales, Pleosporaceae. The coding region runs from base 1 to 1731 and encodes 576 amino acids. The record is from RefSeq and is a predicted model, not a curated record.
AUGGCGACAAAUGAUGCUGCAAACGACGAUGAAUGGGCCAAGGCCGAAGGCGUCCCUAGCCUAAGCGACCCUUUCAUCCAACAAUACCUCCAAGGCCGAGAUGCACUGGUGCAGCAAGAGAAGAGACAACGAAGUGACUACCUCUUUCGCCAAAAUCUAUCGCCUAUGGCCCAGGAAGCGUGCGCUAUCGUCUCUCAGAUCCGUUUCGAGGAGCAACAAACGCUUUGGACUAAAGAUUAUGAGGACAGCCUGUUGACCGAUCAUGUCGAUGUCUUCCCGGGAAUGAUGUUCUCGCUUGCCAAAGAGCGCAUGGAGAAGAGCAAGUUAUGGCAGAUCAUCAAGAAGAUGCCAAAGGGCGCACUACUGCAUUGCCACUUGGAAGCCAUGGUCGACCUUGACUGGGCCAUCGAAGAAGCUCUCAAUACCGAAGGUAUUUGCGUAGUUGCUGAUGGCCCGAUCACCGACAGCCAGACCAGGCGCAAAACCGGCUUCUCUUUCACUUACUCCAAAGACGCCAAAACCGAAAUGUCGAUCUGGGACGACGGCUACGCUGCCAAGACCCCAAUACCCGUGAAUCAAGCCGCAGACAGUUUUCCAGACGGUGGAAAAGCAGCGUUUAUCGAGUGGAUCCGCUCCCGCGUCACCAUCACUGCAUCCGAGCACCUCUCCCACCAUGAGGGGCCCAACGAAGUGUGGCGCAAGUUCAUGUCGUGCUUUCCUAUACUCGGAUCCCUGAUCUACUAUGAGCCUAUUUUCCGCAAAUUCAUCCGCAGAAUGUGCAAAGCCUUGGUCGACGACGGCGUAUACUAUGUCGAUCUACGCUCAGCUUUCUAUACGCCCUACCGUAGUGCGAAGAAGGAGAACUGGGAUGAAGAUUGGUUUAAUAUGCUCGAGCACUUGGCUGAUGAGAUUGAAAAGUUCAAGGCAAGCGAAGAGGGCAAAGAGUUCUGGGGUGCAAGGAUGAUCUGGACCACAAUCAGACAAUUUGGGAAGAAGCAGGUUAUCGAGAGUAUGAAACAAUGCAUAGAGAUGAAACUAGAGUUCCCAGAGAUAAUCGCGGGCUAUGACCUGGUUGGCCAGGAAGAUCUAGGCCGUCCGCUCUCUGAUCUUGCUCCUGAACUGUUCUGGUUCCGCAAGGCCUGCGCUCAAGAGGGUGUCGACAUACCGUUCUUUUUCCAUGCCGGUGAAACGCUAGGCGAUGGCGAUUCGACUGAUGAAAACCUUUUCGACGCGAUCAUCUUGGGCACAAGACGCAUUGGACAUGGCUUUAGUCUCUACAAGCAUCCAUUACUCAUCGACAUGGUGAAAGAGAAGAGAAUCCUAGUGGAGAGUUGCCCGGUAUCUAACGAAGUACUGCGGCUAUGUGGGAGCAUCAUGUCCCAUCCUUUACCCGCGCUUCUAGCUCGCGGCGUUCCAUGCUCGCUUUGCAACGACGACCCGACCAUCCUUGGCCAAGGGCUGUCUGGUAUGUCGCACGAUUUCUGGCAAGCGCUACAGGGGUGGGAGAAUCUCGGCUUGGAGGGUUUGGGAUCUUUGGCAGAGAACAGCGUUCGUUGGGCGAGUCUGGACGAUUACAGCACGAAGGAUUGGACCCAGGAUGUGAAGGAUGGCAUGUUUGGAAAGGGUGUGCGCGCGCAGAGAUUGAAGGAGUGGGUGAGUAAAUGGGAGAGGUUCUGUGCAUGGAUCGUAGAAGAGUACGGCGUUGAUGAAAACCUAGAAUCUGAGGAGUAG